Molecule: messenger RNA, 2429 nt
Organism: Trichomycterus rosablanca
Lineage: Eukaryota; Metazoa; Chordata; Actinopteri; Siluriformes; Trichomycteridae
Product: AP2-associated protein kinase 1-like
Exons: 19
Coding region: 39-2393 (784 amino acids)
Biological process (GO): protein phosphorylation
Molecular function (GO): ATP binding; protein kinase activity
Source: RefSeq, a predicted model, not a curated record
AUCACAUCACAUCACAUCAUAUCACAUAAAGAGCGAAAAUGAAGAAGUUUUUUGACAGCCGCCGGGAAACGGUGAGCUCCGGGCCCGGUUCGGGGGGCGCCGGGGCAGGAGGCGGCUCAGGAUCCGGCGGAGGAUGCGCCUUCAUCGGGCGCGUUUUCACCAUCGGCCGCUACCAGGUUACCGUAGAGGAGACUAUUGCAGAAGGUGGUUUUGCCAUUGUGUUCCUGGUACGCACCCAUCAGGGUGUCCGCUGUGCUCUGAAGAGGAUGUACGUGAACAACGAGCAUGAUCUUCAAGUCUGCAAGAGAGAGAUUCACAUCAUGAAGGAUCUGGUGGGCAACAAAAAUAUUGUGGGCUACCUGGACUCGAGCAUCACAGCUGUGGCUUCAGGAGACGUCUGGGAAGUCCUGAUACUGAUGGACUUCUGUCGAGGAGGUCAGGUGGUGAAUCUGAUGAACCAGAGGUUGCAGACUGGCUUUAGCGAAUCAGAGGUUCUGCAGAUUUUCUGCGACACGUGUGAGGCCGUGGCCCGACUACACCAGCGCAAAUCUGCUAUCGUCCACCGUGACCUCAAAGUGGAGAACAUCUUGCUCCACGACCGGGGUCAUUAUGUUUUGUGCGACUUCGGCAGUGCCACCAACAGGUUCCAGGACCCUCAAGCGGAGGGCGCGGCGGCUGUGGAGGAGGAAAUCAAAAAGUACACCACGCUGUCAUACAGAGCUCCAGAGAUGGUCAAUCUUUACAGCGGUAAAAUCAUCAGCACCAAAGCAGAUAUCUGGGCUCUCGGCUGUUUGCUGUACAAACUGUGUUAUUUCACGCUGCCGUUCGGAGAGAGUCAGGUGGCCAUCUGUGACGGCAGCUUCACCAUCCCGGACAACUCGCGCUACUCUCAUGACAUGCACUGUCUCAUACGUUACAUGCUGGAGCCGGAUCCUGACGUAAGACCAGAUAUUUACCUGGUGUCCCAUUUCGCGUUCAAACUGGCAUGCAGAGACUGCCCAGUACAGAACGUCCAUAAUUCACUAAUCCCUGCAAAGCUUCCUGAGCCAAUAAAAGCGAGUGAAGCGGUUGCUAAGAAAAGUCAGAGUAAAGCCAGACUUACCGAUCCAAUACCGACCCUGGAAACAUCUAUAGCACCACGUCAACGACCCAAAGCUGGUGCUGGCCAGCCAAUCGCAGGCAUGCUGUCCAUACAGCCGGCUCUAACCCCACGGAAGAGAGCAAACGCCCCUGUAGGGCCUGCACAACCUAUGAAUGUGAACAUCCAGCAGCAGAAGCCUCACAUACAGCAGCCUGUUCCUGUUGCUCAGCAGCAAGCCACAUGUGCGGCGCUACAGGUCACGCCCUCUAAUUCUCAAGCCACGCCCCAACAGGGGCAGCUGUUUGUGCAGUCGCAAGCUGCAACUUUCUUCCCUCCUCAGCAACAGCAAUCUGCAGGUGGGCGCCCAGGCCAUAAAGUUGGCUCUCUUACUCCACCCUCGUCUCCCAGGGCAGCCCCUCGAGGAGGGCAUCGGCGCAUUCUGAGUGAUGUCACACACAGUGCCAUAUUUGGAGUUCCUGUCAGCAAGUCCACUCAGUUACUGCAGGCGGCUGCUGCCGAAGCUGGCCUCAACAAGUCCAAAUCAGCCAGCACAACCCCAUCCGGCUCUCCACGUUCCUCACAACAGAGCGUGUACCCCACAGGCGAUGGCCCUACCCAGUCUUCUGCCCCUAAACCGAAUCCUGCUGCACAGCCUUCUUGGAACCCAUUCGGUGAUGAUAACUUCUCCAAACUGACAGCAGAAGAGCUGCUCAACAAGGACUUCGCCAAACUUGAUGCAAAACUACCAGAAAAGUCUUCUACUGAGGAUUUGAUUUCAGGUUUACAACCUAGUGCCCCAAACAAAGGCUUACCCCAGUGCUCAGAGAAGUUAAUAGAAGGCUUGAAGUCUCCAGAGCCUUCCUCCUCCUUCUCCUCUUCCUCCCUGCUUAUCCCUGACCUUCCAGUGAACGACCCUUUCAGUCCGGCAGAUUCCAGCCACGCUGGGAUGGAUCCUUUGAUUCCUGGUCUGGAGUCACUACACGCUGAUCCUGUGUUGCCAGAUCCUCUGGGCAGAGGGGAGACUCUGCUCGGCGGUCCCCUGCUCUCUCACUCCACGCCUGGGGUUCAGGUGUUGUCCUCCCCUAUGUCCUCCACCCCUGCUUCGUCUUUGGAGCAGUUCAUUCCAGCUCCAGUGGGCAAUGCACAGUUUUAUCAGGCUUCAGAUCAAGUCCCCGACAGCCAGUUUGACCCAAUUCCAGUUCUCAUCUCUAAAACCCCAAGUCAAGGUGGUAGCAACAGUGGCAGCUCAGAGACCAAUCUACCCAAUCUGGCCUGCUCCCUGCUGCUGGUGGACCAGCUCAUCGACUUGUAGAAGACACAGAGGCAGGGAGGGAGGGACAGAGAUACG